Cyanistes caeruleus (blue tit) is the source of this 2657-nucleotide messenger RNA. The record is from RefSeq and is a predicted model, not a curated record. Lineage: Eukaryota; Metazoa; Chordata; Aves; Passeriformes; Paridae.
AUCUAUCCAAGAAGGCAAAAGAAAGAAAGGAAAUUCUUCUGAAGAAGAUAAAGGAUAUUAAGGCAAGUUAUCCUCAAGAAUUCCCGGAGAAAGGAAAUGGCAGCAAGUACUUUCCAAAGAAGUCUCUUUGGACUUGAAAAAGGGGAGCUGGAAGAUGAAGAAGAGUCUGAGAACUCUCUUUCUUCGCCUCCUGAUAGCGUCUCAAUAGCAUCUGACCGAUAUGAUAAAGAGGAUGAAGCACCUUCUGAUGGGAAUCAGUUUCCUCCUGUUGCAGCUCAGGAUCUUCAGUUUGUUCUGAAGUCUGGAUACCUGGAAAAACGUAGAAAAGACCACAGUUUUCUUGGCUUUGAAUGGCAGAAGCGAUGGUGUGCUAUCAGCAAGACAGUCUUCUAUUACUAUGGAAGCGACAAAGACAAACAACAGAAAGGUGAAUUUGCCUUAGAGGGCUACACCAUCAGAAUGAAUAAUACCCUUCGGAAGGAUGCAAAGAAAGAUUGUUGUUUUGAAAUCUCUGCUCCAGAUAAGCGCAUUUAUCAGUUUACAGCUGCCACUCCCAAAGAAGCAGAGGAAUGGGUACAGCAAGUCAAAUUUGUAAUUCAAGAUACAGGAUCUAAUACUAUUCCUGAGGAGGAGGAAGAGGAAUAUGACGAUGUUGGACAAGUGAGCAGUGAACUGACAGAUGAUAGCAUUUAUGAAGAAGUUAAAGAAGAACGUCUUUCUUCAAAAGCUGAAGUGCCAAGCAAUGAGAGCCAGGAGGAAGUUUCCACUGUUUCAGAUAGCAAAAAUACCGAUUAUGCCAAUUUCUAUCAAGGUUUGUGGGACUGCACAGGAGAUGAAACUGAUGAGUUGACAUUUAAACGUGGUGACGUUAUCUACAUUAUCAGCAAGGAGUACAAUAGAUUUGGCUGGUGGGUAGGAGAAAUGAAGGGAACCAUUGGCUUGGUGCCUAAAGCCUACAUAAUGGAGAUGUAUGAUAUUUGAGAGGCCUGGGAGAAAUCUGCACUUGAAAUGAAGAGUGGUGUGCAGCUGCAGUUUACAGAGCCAGCCUCUGGAAGAAGAUUCUGCUGUACAUGUUUUGCGGUUUCAGCGAAUGUAGUCAGAUCGUUGCCUUGUGUAUAUUAAACAUUAUAAACUGUAAUUGAUCAUAACUUCACGGAAAUGUUCUUCUUAGCCACUUUUUAUAGAAUUGUAAUGCUAGGAAAUUAAAUAGAUGGUAAUUAACAUAUGGGGCACAAGCAGCCAUACAGUGCCUGUUGCUCUUUUUUUAACAUAUUAGCAGCACUCUGUAUAGCCAUAGGUUUGUGUUCUCUCAGGGAAUUUUGCUAUCUUUUCCUGUUCUGCAGAUCCAGAAAAAUUAAGCAGAGCAUCGAGGGUAAACUAUUACUCACUUCACGCGUGCAUUAACCUUUUGAUGCUCACUGUACAUUUAUGCAGUUUCAUCAGAAAGCUGAGGGAAAUUUAUGUGUAAUAUUUCAAGUCUUCAGCGUAUUCUGUUUCCAAAUAUUUUUAAGUUAUGCUUUAGCUAAUGAUUUAUUUUUAUCGUAUAUUUAGUAUUGUAUUGUUAAUUACUAUUUUGUUGACACACAAUGAAGAUUUUAUUAUUUUGCUGGUAUAAUAAAUGAGCCUGUGUGGUAAUACUGCCCUGGUACCAUUCUGACUUGGACAUGGUAAUUCUAUGAAAAUUUGUGAAAAUAUAUUAAGCAGAAUUUUUUUUAGUCAACACAAGCUGAAUUGCAGGUAAAAAUAUUUUUGUCCAUGGUAGUGUGAAAUAUUUUAUCUGUACUUAUAGAUACUUUUGCAGAGUUAAAUCUGGAUACCUUGCUGGUAUGUGGAAUUCUGAUGCAAGUUGUGCAAUAGAGAUCUUCAUCUUCACCCACUGUGAAUUAGCAACAGCUACCUGCGCUCUCAUGUCAAAGCCGUAACUUUGUGGUUAAUCAAAAACAUUGAUUGAAACAUAAAAAAAUGCACUAAAAUAUUACCACUUGUGGACAAGUGGUUGGGCAAGUCAGAGUUAAUACUUUACAAACUCUGCUUUUGGAGAUGUGUUUUACCAUUAGCAUGCAAGAUCAACUCUUUGGGGUCCUCGCCGAUGGCUGAUUUGUGAGACCCUUAAUGUGCCAAGGAGGCAGGUCAGGCCAGCCCGUGAGUGAGUUGCUGAGCCUGUGCAGGUCCCCGUGUAGCUGCUUGUGCUGUUUAUGCUCCAGGCGGACCCCGGGAGCACAGUGGGUUAAAGGGAAACGUUGGUCUGAACUGUGAAUUUGGAUCCUUUCAGGGAACUAAGAUGUUGUGCACUGCGUUAGCUAAUGUAUGAUACUUGCUGGUACACUGAAUUCUAAUAGGCGCCAAACGGGACGGAGUUUUGUUGUAAUUUUUUAAAGAGAUAGUCAUUGGAAUUGAUUCUGUGCGUUAUCAGCGAAGCAUUAAAAUGAUAGAUUAUAGUCUUCAGAUCUUUUACUACUUUAAUUUGUCAAGCGUACUGGUGGAUUGUGUACAGAAUGUGAAGCGUUAAUAGCGGGGCUGGAAACGCUCCUUCUCCCUUGUUAACAUGGCAGCGCCAUAAAUCUGCCCACCGAAAUGGCUUUUUAUUAAUGACAGAAUUCCGAAUCCCACCACCACCACCACCACCACCACCAUGCACUUUUUAGGGAACAAACCCU